UAUAAACGGGGAAAUCGCAUUUUAAACCCUGAGAGUUUCGGAACGGUGAGAGUUCGCCCUAGAGAGAAACUCUCUCAAGCCCGCAUACCAAGGCGCCGUUCCGAUGGAUCUUCCCAGCUCCAACCACGCCGCUCUUCCCUCCUCUCUCUGAAUCAGCUCUGUUUCUCUCCAUGGUCAAGAUGAUGACUACUUCUCCGUCUUGUCUCAGGCCUCGUCCAGAUCCGCCGCCGCCGUUGUUCCUUUGCUUGAUGCAGCCUUGCUCCUCCUCCGUUAAGAUGUUGGUGACAGCUCUUCCACUUCCUUCACAGCCCAGGCCUCCUCCAGAUCCGCCACGUCCAAGCACUUUCCGGUUGAAACUCCCUCCCGUCAAGCCACCAGAACCUCCAGAUCCACCAGACGCCUCCGUCAGCCUCGUUCUUCUUAGAAUCUUCGUUAAUUUCUCCAGCUCUUCUCCACAAGUUACUCAAAUCCUAGAUUAUAUGUUUAAUCUUUCAAGGGAUUCAAGUAAGCUCAGUGAUGGUGCUGUUGCUCUUGUGUUCACUGGUUGCAUCUUUAUCAGCUCGGAAAUGGUCUUCUCACAGAUCUUAUUCAAGCCUUCCUUUUAUCCAUCCGCUUAUAGACGUCCAGGUUCACCUUAGCUCCUUGCUCUCUGGUCAUCCUUAUUCUUUUGAAUGGGAUGCAAUGCUAGAUGUGUUGGUGAUUCCGGCUUUAGUUGGUAAUGUACUGAUGGACUCAGUGUCCUUUGGCUUUAUCUUUGUGUCUCCUAGUGGUUUUUAUGUUGUGGUUAUACAACUCUUCACUGCAGUAUGCAGUCCUAUUAUUGUAUUCAACCUGGUUUGUGGUGCAGCGUAUGUGUCUUUCUCCUUUUGGUGGCAGUUGAAAGAGAAAAUCAUUGGGAUGUGUUACUUGGUGAAUAUGGUUAUGGCGGGUAUUGAUUGCCCGCUUGGCUCUUGUUUGGAGCAGUCUCUUUUCCCAAUAAUACUUCAUUUAUGGAGUGGAUGGGAUGAACAUGUGUGGCUGGUAUUGCAAGGAUUCUCCUCUCGGCUAACACUCUUCCCUGCCUUUAGUGCAGUGGUUGUGACUCUUAGGGUUACACGAGAUGCAAUCUUUCAAGAAACUUAUGAAACUGCUGUGAUGCGAUUUCUAAUGUUUACUUGUUGUGAUCUGUAUUUUCAUUUUAUCUUAUGUUUUAGCUGUUUCGUACUCUA
This is a messenger RNA of Raphanus sativus (radish), 1208 nucleotides long. RefSeq lists its product as uncharacterized. Bases 171 to 638 code for a protein of 155 amino acids. The record is from RefSeq and is a predicted model, not a curated record. The transcript is spliced from 2 exons. Lineage: Eukaryota; Viridiplantae; Streptophyta; Magnoliopsida; Brassicales; Brassicaceae.